Molecule: messenger RNA, 3600 nt
Organism: Ceutorhynchus assimilis (cabbage seed weevil)
Lineage: Eukaryota; Metazoa; Arthropoda; Insecta; Coleoptera; Curculionidae
Source: the annotation of a GenBank genome assembly
AUGUGCUCGGAAGGAGGUUGUGGUACUUGCGUUGUAGCUGUAGAAGAAAUUAAACCUAGCGGAGAAAAACACGUAUUCGCAAUCAACUCUUGUCUUGUUUCAAUUUUGUCUUGUCACGGUUGGAAAAUCUAUACAGUGGAAGGCAUUGGAAAUCCAUUAAAAGGCUAUCACGAAAUCCAAAAAGUACUAGCUGAUAAUAAUGGUAGUCAGUGCGGGUUUUGCUCUCCUGGAAUGGUAAUGAACAUGUACGCACUGCAACAAUCGUUUCGGUCCAAAACCAAAAGCCAAAUUGAAAAUUCUUUUGGAGGCAAUAUUUGUAGGUGCACCGGAUACAGACCAAUCAUGAAAGCUUUUUAUAAUUUGGUUGUUGAUAUUGAAGAUAUUGAUAGGGUUUAUGAAAAAUGUCCUAAUAAAAACAAAGUUGAGAGUUAUUGUUUGAAGCUUGGAAAAGCUAAUUGGCUAAAAGUCUACUACAUCAGUGACUUGUUGGAGAUUUUUAGGACUUCCAAGGAUUUUGAUUAUGUGCUAGUGGCUGGGAAUACUGCUCAAGGGGUGGUAUGGAGGACAAGUUUCCCACAGACCUACAUAGACAUAACCAGUGUAGAUCAACUUUUAGGUCAUACUUUGUCUGACAAUUCUCUUACUUUGGGCGCCAACGUAACGCUAACUGAUGCAAUAGAUAUUUUUGAGGAGGCAGCUAAAAAAUAUCCAAGUUUUAGCUAUUUGAGUCGAGCCGCUGAUCAUAUUGACUUAGUCGCAAAUGUACCAGUAAGAAAUAUUGGCACCCUUGCAGGUAAUUUAAUGCUCAAGCAUAAACACCCGAGAUUCCAGUCAGAUAUUUUCCUGAUUCUGGAAACUAUUAAGGCAACUUUAAUUAUUGUCGAUGAAAUUGACGAUGAAUUCAGAAAAAGCCCGAGCGAAUUCCUAGACCUCGACAUGAACAAAAAAAUCAUCAGAGAAAUCGUCCUUAGAGGUUUCGAUCCGGCAACGUAUCAAUUUCAAACAUACAAGAUAAUGAAACGUUCUCAAAACGCUCAUGCAACAGUAAACGCAGGUUUCCUUUUGAAACUUAGCCCAGAGGGCAUUGUGAGCUCAGCUAAUAUAGUUUACGGGGCCAUUAACACUAAAUUUGUGCACGCUUCAAAAACAGAAGAUUCACUCAUAAAUCAAAACCUAUUUGAUAAUGGCACAUUACAAAAAGCAUUUGCUUCAUUAAGCCUGGAAAUCGUGCCUGAUAAUGAACCAGCUGAAGCUUCGCCUGAAGCCAGGAAACAAUUAGCGAUUAAUUUAUUUUAUAAAUUUGUGCUGAGCAUUGCGCCAUCAAAUAAACUCUCGCCAAGAAACCAAAGCGGCGGGUCAAUGUUAUCCAGACCAUUAGCCAGUGGGAUCCAGGAAUAUGGUACCAAUGAGGCCAUGUACCCUGUGACUCAGCCUGUUGUCAAGCUUGAGGCUUUAGCUCAAACUUCUGGACAAACACAGUACAUUGUGGACAAACCAGAUUUGCCCAAUCAACUUCACGCGUGUUUCGUUACGGCAGAAUCCACGCCGGGUUCGAUAAUAAAAUCCAUAGAAAAAUCCGAAGCGGUUGCAGUGGAAGGUGUAGCAGGCUUUUACGACUUCAAAGAUAUUCCCGGAGUCAAUUCAAUUACGGCGUUAAGUUUUCAGUUGCCCGCUGAGGAGUUUCUUUGCAGCGGUACCGUGCAGUAUUUUUCGCAGCCGGUUGCAGUUAUAGUUGCUAGCAGUCAUGAAAUUGCUUAUAAAGCUUCAAAAUUGGUCAAAAUCGAUUACGAGUUGCCUACUGUGAAGCCCUCACUGACACCCAAAGAUUUGUUAGAAGCUAAAAGGAAUGAUAGGAUUAUACAUCAGGGAACUGUAGUACCAAAAAAGACUAAAAAAGGUACAAAAAUUAUCGAGGGUGAAUUUUACUCUGGCGCGCAGUACCAUUUUCAUAUGGAAACUCAUUGCAGCUACACCGUGCCUACUGAAGAUGGUUUGGAAAUUUGGGCUUCCACUCAGUGGUUGGCCCAUACUCAAUUUGUGAUGUCGCAAAUUCUCAAUUUAGAUGCACAAAAAAUUGACGUCACAGUAAAACGCCUGGGUGGAGCUUACGGAGCGAAAAUCAUUAGAAGUAACUAUGUAGCUGCAGCUACAGCUCUUGCAGCCCACAAACUACGAAAACCUGUAAGGAUGUGGCUGCCUUUUCACACUAAUAUGAGCAUGUUGGGCAAAAGACAUCCCCUUUACACCACCUAUAAAGUAGAAAUCGACGAUAAAGGCGUAAUACAAAACAUGAAAUCCUCUCUUUAUUCUGAUUACGGAGUCGGAAUGGGUGGCGACAACAUUAAUCAUUUUCUCAUGGAUUGUUUCGAAAACGGUUAUAAAUUCGAUACUUGGACUUAUGAUACUUACAUUGCUAGGACUGAUACGAAUCCUAAUACUUAUACUAGAGCUCCAGGAACUCUUGAAGGUUUGGCUUGCAUUGAAAGCAUCAUGGAAGAAAUCGCCUAUACCCUAAACUUAGACCCUUUAGAUGUAAAAAUUGCCAACUUAGACACCAAAAAAUACCCAAAAAUCUUGCAAUAUAUCAACGACAUGAAAAAAAACGACAAACUCAACGAACGAAUGGCUGAAGUUAAAGCCUACAAUAAAGCUAACCGUUGGAAAAAGAAAGGCCUUGCUGUAGCCACAAUGAAAUGGACAUUGAGUUUGCAAGGCUCCUACACCACUCUAGUGUCAAUUUUCUAUCAAAACGGUGGCGUAGCCAUAAGCCACGGAGGUGUGGAAAUGGGACAAGGAAUCAACACAAAAGUGGCCCAAGUUUGCGCUCAAAAACUUGGCAUUCCAAUGGAGCUUAUUUCUAUUAAGCCCAGCAUCACUUACGCUUCACCCAAUAGCUUUGCUUGUGGCGGUAGUUGGACUUCUGAAGCUAUUUGCUAUUCAGUUAUAGUUGCUUGCGAUAGGCUUUUAAAGCGAAUGGAUCCGGUUAAAAAGCAAAAUCCACAAGCUCCCUGGGAUGUUUUAGUAAAACUUGCAUUUCUUGCCAAUAUAAAUUUAAGUGCCCAUGGAUUUGUUUACAAUGACAAAAAAUCUAUCCAAGACUAUCCAAUAUUCGGAGUGUGUGCUGCAGAAGUUGAAGUUGACAUUCUCACUGGUCAAAAACUGAUAUCAAGAGUUGAUAUUAUCGAAGAUGUAGGUGAAAGUAUCAGUCCGCUGGUUGAUAUUGGCCAAGUGGAAGGUGCCUUUGUUAUGGGCAUCGGUUAUUAUUUGCACGAGCAACUAUUUUUUAGCGAAAAUGGCGAAUUGCUCAAUAAUAGGACUUGGAAUUAUGCCCCGCCUGGUGUCAAAGACAUUCCCGUGGAUUUUCGGAUUAGGUUUCCAACAAAUAAUCCUAAUCCAGUGGGAGUCUUAAAAUCAAAAGCUACAGCCGAGCCUCCGAUGUGUCUAUCAGUUGCUGUACCGUUAGCUGUAAGAAAUGCUCUUGCUUCGGCUAGAGAGGACGCCGACAGUUCUAAACCCAAAUGGGUUCCAUUUAAUGGACCUACUACCCUGGAACAUACACUUUUGAAUAAUCUCAAUGACUACACGCAAUACACUUUGUGA